Molecule: messenger RNA, 1414 nt
Organism: Cherax quadricarinatus
Lineage: Eukaryota; Metazoa; Arthropoda; Malacostraca; Decapoda; Parastacidae
Source: RefSeq, a predicted model, not a curated record
CAUUAAAAAGUGACAUACGAUUGGGAAAUGUCAGGUUAUGGCAGGGAUGGGCAUAGAGUGUCGCGCCUGGCGGCACAGACCAGGCUAGAGCCAGCAGGAACUAUCAGUUGGGUGCCAGGUUCCCGUCCGCUCACACACACUCACACGGCUCGAUACCUCAGUAAGCCGUGACAAUGCCUCGCUACGCCUACCAGAAGCCUAGAAACAGGCUGUACAGCUACGACUGCUACAAGCCGCCUCUCACCCUCUACUUCGACAAGGAAUCCUCCACUAAGGAAAAGCCUGGCGACCAGUCCUUUGUGGAGCGCCUCAAAACCUUCCCCCUGGACGGCAGCAUCUACUAUGAGAGAGCAUCCAGUGCCCCCCCUCUCUCAACCGCCUACGACGACAUCUACUACGAGAUUCUUCCACCCAAGUCGGCCGAGUCUCCUGAGGCCACCGCCAGAGGCCCGCUGAGGAAGCUGAAGACUGUGCAUCAUUCUCAUCACCUGCGUAUUGCGAACGAGGUGAAGCCUCCGGGAUACCAGCCCAUAUGGAUGAAACACCCGUACCGCCUGCCCGUCGAGGACAUCGUGGUCCCUCCCCACGAGAGCUCCAUCUGGCCAGAAAACAUCCCACACUUCAGUCUCGUGUCUUCCUAUGAUCUCAUGAUAGACUUUCUGGGAAUACGGAAGCCUUGUACUUUCUGCUGACUUGGUGAACCAUCGGGGCAGUGCACUCACACGCCACAACUCUCUCAAUAUUCAUAAUCUUCUGGAGAGUUAAAUAGGGGUUUCUCCGAAAGCAGCAGCGUCCGUGAGUCAUAGGAGAGUCCGUGAGGCACAGCAGCGUCCGUGAGGCGACGCCUCAAUGAGAACGACAACACUCAUCUCACGCAUUUGUUUGUUUGUUUUUGUUUUCUUAUUGUCAUCAAUGCCACACUGACUGUUUCCGUUCACACAGUAACAAAGGCCAAUCAGUGGACGUUUUAGCUUUUAUUGUGUAGUUUGUAAGAGGAAGUCAACAAAAAAAAUUAAAACCAUAUAUAUUUACGUAUAUAUUUUUGAGUAUUGUUUUAAAAAUGCUGUAAAACAAGGUGUGAUACUAAUUUUAGCUUAUGUGGUUUAUUUCCCCUCACCGUUGUUGAUGUGUGGCUUGUACAAUAUAUGUAGUCAAUACUCCAUAAGUGCAACACGUCCAGUGUGUCCGUUAUCUUCACUAACAUCAACACGACAGAUUCCGUUAUCUUCAUUAACAUCAACACGACAGAUUCCGUUAUCUUCAUUAACAUCAACACGACAGAUUCCGUUAUCUCAACUCAACACGACAGAUUCCGUUAUCUUCACUAACAUCAACACGACAGAUUCCGUUAUCUUCACUAACAUCAACACGACAACUUCGUCGAAUUAAUAAUAAUAUAUAUGUAGCUCUUUUA